Molecule: messenger RNA, 156 nt
Organism: Gaeumannomyces tritici R3-111a-1
Lineage: Eukaryota; Fungi; Ascomycota; Sordariomycetes; Magnaporthales; Magnaporthaceae
Exons: 2
Coding region: 1-156 (51 amino acids)
Source: RefSeq, a predicted model, not a curated record
AUGCCCCGUCUCCUAAUCGCACCCGCCCUUAAGGUCGACGCCGAGGCCAUCCACCGCCUCGACACCCGCAACUCCCAAAACCUUUUCAGCGUGUGGACUGCACCUUCGGGCCCGGCCGGCGGCUGGCGCUGGAACUUCAACCGACAGCCGGGUUAG